AUGCCGACGGACAGUGGCAGACAGGCUGUCUCGCUCGCCGCGACCGGUGGUGUUGUCACUCACGGCGCAGCCGCGCCGCUUGUUGACGCACCAAAGGCCGCGCGCUCGGCGGAUGCACCGGACGGUGUGGUGCUUGUGCGGUCGCAGACGUACACGCGUCGCGGCUCCUCUGCCCUGCCGGCGAAUGCGUCGAGUGGCGCCAUUCACUCCGUCUCCGCUCUGGCAGGGAGUGUUAUUAAUAAAAAAGUUUCUCUUACAGACAAUGAGUGGCACGUAGUCACCCCACGGAGGGACAGACGCCGUGCUGCAGGACGCAGACCACCGCCUCUGGACCGACGGCGCAUUAUACCGCCCAGUCCGCGUAGCAGCGGUCCGGCGCGAGUCGACGCGCCUGAGCGACCGGCGCGAGCUACACCUCGUGUUUCUCGCGCCGGCGGCAAGGCGCGGGCGACCGCUGGGCCAUCUGUUGGCGGCGCGGCGAACACCAGCCGCGGUGCGCCCGACCCGAGCGCCAGGCCGGCGCAAGCUACACCGGCCCCCGCUGCUACCGCUGCGCCACCUGUCAACGGCGCGGCGACUGAAAGCAGCACUGCGCGACCCACGCCAGAUGGCAGCACGGCACCACCACCGACGCAGACGACGGAGCGGCGCGACGUGAACGGAGGGACUGCAGCUGCAUCUCCGAGACCUGGCAGCAAGAAGAGGAGAUGCAGACACCGUAACAACCGUCCCAGUCCCAACCUUCCGCCGCAAAACUCCUGUCCUCCACCGAACUCGACCAACCCUCCUGUACCCUCCGUACAGGGCGCAACCGAGGCAGCUCCGCCCUCCCCUCCCCCAGCCGACGCUCGGCUAACGGAGUGGCAGCGGCGCUGGCUGGCGGCCCUGGAGAGCGUCCACGACCAGCCGUGGGACGCAUUCGUCUCGGUCGUCGAGGACUUCAUCUCCGAGAUCGCCGAGACGAAGCCACAACGCCAGGCAGCCGGAGAUCGACAGGAUGGGCCACCAGCAGCAGCGCACCGCGGCCAGGGCCGCGCCGACGCUGCUGCCAAUCCCCCUCCCCCUGCCCCUACACGCGGCCGCGAUGCACCAGCUGCUGUCCCGGACUUUGCCGCCACCACGCUCCCUGAUGUCAGCGAGGAGGUCCUGUCGCUGAUCACCGCCGCGGAGGUGCAACAGCGGCUCCAGAAGGCGAGCAAUACUGCUCCUGGGGCAGACGGAGUCACCUACUCGGACUUGCGACGUGAGGAUCCUGGCUGCCAUGUGCUAGCUAAGAUCUUCUCGCGCUGCUGGAAUGAGCGGAAGACUCCGGUGCAGUGGAAAGUAUCCACUACCGUCCUCAUCCACAAGAAAGGGGACGUCUCGGACGUGACGAACUGGCGGCCUUUAGCAUUGAGCUCCACCAUCUCUAAGCUCUUUGCUGCAAUCGUUGCGGACCGCACAACCCUCUGGGCAGAGCGUUUCAACCUGCUCUCCCCAGAACAGAACUUUUGA
This is a messenger RNA of Schistocerca americana (American grasshopper), 1494 nucleotides long. Its product is annotated as mucin-7-like. Lineage: Eukaryota; Metazoa; Arthropoda; Insecta; Orthoptera; Acrididae. The record is from RefSeq and is a predicted model, not a curated record. The transcript has 2 exons. The coding region runs from base 1 to 1494 and encodes 497 amino acids.